This is a messenger RNA of Pelmatolapia mariae (spotted tilapia), 1729 nucleotides long. RefSeq names its product translocase of outer mitochondrial membrane 40 homolog, like (gene tomm40l). The record is from RefSeq and is a predicted model, not a curated record. Gene Ontology annotation, cellular component: mitochondrial outer membrane; mitochondrial outer membrane translocase complex. Gene Ontology annotation, biological process: protein import into mitochondrial matrix. Gene Ontology annotation, molecular function: transmembrane protein transporter activity. Bases 76 to 1101 code for a protein of 341 amino acids. The transcript has 10 exons. NCBI's taxonomy places the organism in Eukaryota, Metazoa, Chordata, Actinopteri, Cichliformes, Cichlidae.
GAUAUUGGGGAUAUCAGCUAUUAUUGACAUCAUACAGCACAAAGAGUAGAAAAACUGCUGGAACCAUGACUUGGAAUGGGCAGUGUUUUGGCUGCCAGCUCCCCCAACCCACCACCACCAGCCUCGGGCGGCACUCCUGCCCCUGGCUUGACGAUGCCACCGGGCUUUGGGAUGCCUCCGGUUUCCGCAGUUAUACCCCAGACUGGGGAAACCUCUGCUCAGCAGCAGGAGUCAGAAAAUGCUUUGCCCAAUCCGGGGGCAUUUGACGAGUGUCAUCGGAAGUGCAAAGAGGUUUUUCCUUUGCAGAUGGAAGGCGUGAAGCUAGUUGUUAAUAAAGGUCUUAGCAAUCACUUCCAGGUGAUUCACACUGUGCUGCUGAGCACCACUGGAGAUUCCCUCUACAGAUUCGGUGCUACGUAUGUUGGAUCGAAGCAGAUGGGUCCAGCAGAGUCUUUUCCAGUCAUGGUGGGAGACAUGGACAACAGCGGCAGCCUUAACGCCCAGAUCAUCCACCAGAUCGCCAACAGGAUACGAUCCAAAGUGGCCUUCCAGACACAGCAACACAAAUUUGUGAACUGGCAGGGCGACGCUGAGUUCAGGGGAGAAGAUUUUACUGCAACUGUCACGCUCGGAAACCCAGAUGUCCUUGUUGGCUCUGGUAUCGUCGUCGCACACUACCUCCAGUCCAUAACGCCGGCUCUGGCUCUGGGAGGGGAGCUGGUUUAUCACCGCAGGCCUGGAGAGGAGGGCUCAGUAAUGUCUUUAGUUGGCAGAUACACAGGCAACAACUACAUCGCCACUUUAACACUCGGCUCAGCGGGAGCUCACGCAUCUUACUACCAUAAAGCCAACGAUCAGUUACAGGUCGGUGUGGAGUUUGAGGCGAGUGCCCGCAUGCAAGACACCAGUGUGUCGUUUGGCUACCAGCUAGAUGUCCCUAAAGCAAAUUUACAAUUUAAAGGUUCAAUUGACAGUAACUGGAUAGUUGGGGCAACGUUGGAAAAGAAGUUGCUCCCGCUGCCCCUCUCUCUGGCCCUCUCCGGCUUCCUCAACCACCGCAAAAACAAGUUCCAGUGUGGUUUUGGCGUCACCAUCGGUUAGGCCGACGUAGUGCCGGCUCACAGACGGCGCAGACCCACCACUGACCUAGAGACUUUACCACGAAAACUGCCAGUGACCUCUUUGGUAGAUUUGACCAAUAAUUACAGUGCUGGUUUCCUCAAAUCAUUUUUCACCACAUGUGGUGAAUAUAAGCGGUUAAUAUAAAUCUACAUUUGACUCUAAUCCUUAAAGAUGAAUCCCCUCGAUGAUCAGUAGUGUAAUGAAUAAUGUUACCUGUCAGGAACAAGCAGACCCUCGUCAUAAACAGACACAUAGACGGCAGGCGGACGUAACAUUAGAAGACAGAUUUACAGAGCUCUUUGUUUGAGUUCAGUGCCUGUCAUGUUUGUUUUUAUUUUGCUCCUGAUUUAAAAAUUUCUCUUCUUUUAUUAAUAUUUUUUUUUUUACCAUUAAGUCUGUCUUGGUGUGCAGUGAGUGAAGUAAGUAUCAGCUGUUGGUUACAGACAAGUUUACCAGCUGUUAGGAAGGAGUGUACUGUACUGUGUGUCAUGUUCACAAUACAUCACUUAUUUUGUUGCCUUUUUAUGUUACAUACAUACUGAACAGUAUAUAUGAGCUGUAUAUACCUCUUCAAAGCUGAUCAAUACAAUUUCUUACAAAAACUGGA